This is a messenger RNA of Aricia agestis (brown argus), 2806 nucleotides long. Its product is annotated as reticulon-4-interacting protein 1, mitochondrial-like. The coding region runs from base 210 to 1673 and encodes 487 amino acids. NCBI's taxonomy places the organism in Eukaryota, Metazoa, Arthropoda, Insecta, Lepidoptera, Lycaenidae. Gene Ontology annotation, cellular component: mitochondrion. Gene Ontology annotation, molecular function: oxidoreductase activity. The transcript is spliced from 12 exons. The record is from RefSeq and is a predicted model, not a curated record.
AAUAAAUUUUAUAUAUAUUUUUGAUUAAAUAUCAUAACUGAUCUGACAAUAAUAAUUUCAGCGCGCAUUAUACUGGCAAUGAGGAUCUAUUUUGAGAAUCUUAUUCGCAAUGGAUUACGGCCAAAGGUUAAAUUUUAGACGAGUUUCGGUAUGAAGUAACAGUUCGUUUGGUUUAAUUCGACACCCACCUCCAACUCUUGGCUCCUGAAAUGGAUGAAUUAAAGCAUAGAGCAGAAGAAAAAAUCGGAGCACUUCAUGAGGCAGCGAAAGUUGCAGCAAAUUCAAGCAGAACAAAAGUCCAAGAUGUGUUCCACCAAACAGCAGAAGCCAUUCAAAGGAUACGAGAAGCUUUCCAAGAGCUAUGGAACCAUGAGUUGAUAGCCCAGAGUAGGGAUCGAGCAGCCGCAUGGGGAAGAGAGGCCGCCCAGAGGGUCAGGGAGGGAGCACUGCCACUGUCACCUGUAGUGCUGUACCAAGAACUAGUUGCCCUGUUUAAAGAUCACAUGUGGCGUCGGAGUAUGAUAAUAUUUGUGUGCGGCGCGAUGGUGGGCGGCAGUGCGGGCGUGAUCAUCGGGCUGCGGGCGGCGACGCGCGCACCCAACGGCCCGCACGCGCGCGCGCUACACACGCAGUCAGACCAGACUGUCAUACUGGUCGAGGACGCGGUAUCACCCGGGGCGGGUGCGGGCGAGGUGCUGGUGCGUGUGCAGGCGUUCAGCGUGUGCCCCGCGGACAGAGGCGUGCUCAGGGGCAGGGCGUCGGCGCUGCGGUCCCUACUCACACGAUCACCUGUUACCGUCGGUAGAGGGUUUGCUGGUGUGGUGUUGGACGUGGGCGUGGGGGUCAGCGAGCUGGAGAUGGGGGACGAGGUGUGGGGCUGCGUCAGCGAGUGGGCCGGCGGCGCCGCCAGCGAGCUGCUCGUCAUCAGGAGUACGCGUGUGUCGAAGCGGCCACGCAGCCUCGCGGCGGACGCGGCGGCGUCGCUGCCGUACGCGGGCGCGCUCGCUCUGCGGGCACUAGACCGGUUGCGGUACUCGCCCAACAACUGUAGGGGGAAACGGGUAGCGAUAGUGGGAGCUAGUAGUGGUGAAGGCUGCGCCAUCCUGCAGCUGCUGAGCAGCUGGGGCGCGCGCUGUACCGCCGCCACGCCGCGCGCGCUCGCACCAGCGCUCAAACAGAUGGGGGCACACGAGAUAGUGGAGAUGGAGGGCGGGGCGGCGGCGGCGGCUUCGUGGCUACAGUUGGAGGCGGCAGCGGCACGCGCGGGCCCCUGGGACGGCGUGCUGGCGUGUGCGGGCCCCGGCGCCCCGCCCCAGCCGCACCCGCACCCCACAGUGCUGCUCAAGGCGACGGCGCCUCGUAGUGCGCUGGUGGAGCUGCGAGCGCGGCCGCUGAUCACGGACCGCCUGCCGCUGCCGCUGUGGGCCGUCUUCAUCGCAUCCUUCUACACCUUCAGGGCGCUCAGGUGGAUGGUGGGUCUGGGCAGUCACACGGACUGGCUGGAGGAGCGGCACCAACUCGCACCGGGCCUGGAGUCGCUGCGACUGCUCGUCGACGCCGGACAACUCGUGCCCGUGCUGGAUAAGGUGUAUCUUCCACAAGACUUCGAGUCCGCUCUCGCGCACGCUUGCGGGGAGGAGGCAGUCGGCACCACCGUCAUACGAUUCCCAUAGAGUAUAGACUAAUGUCUCGAAACCUCACACAAAUCUCGUUAGCAAAAUGCCACUUUUAGUGGACAAUGAAUUGCAAGGAAUGGCAAAGUUUGGCCAUGCGAAAGUAUCCUAUCUCCUAUUUCUAGCUAAAUAACAAAUUUGACUCGAACUGUGUAACGAAAAUAUGAUUGAAUAGAAUAUAACAUAUCUACGAUCAUAAAAAGCAAAAACAAAAAGCGAUAUCAUCUCAGCUAAAAACUGCCCAAAGGAGUGAAAAAAAUUCACACUGUAUCCUGAUAUUAUGAAGUGUCAUAAUUUUAUUAUUCAGUCAUACAGCAUACAGUAAAAUAAUCAUUAUGCCAAAAAAUGUCUUCAGUCUCAACCAAAUGACAAAGAAAGAGAGAGUUCUCUUUUUUUCCUUCGUCAUUUUAAAGUGUUUAAAUAAUAUCAGAUUUUAUGUGUACAUAUAAUAAUUGUGUAAAUUCUAAAUGUUGUACUGAGUGAAUUGAGGUAAGAAAUGUGAACUCGUCUAUGACAAUAUAUUGCAGAUAGUUAAUUUGUGUAGGAGGCCCAAGACGUGUCCUUGAAAGGCAGCGCGCACAAAUAAGUUUUCUUAUCCGUAUUAACUAGUUAGUUACCAAAAUGAUCUUCAAAUUAUUAUAUCCUGCUCAAAUUUUUUGAAGUGGUUUAAACGUGGCCUACAAACAUGUCAGAAACGAUCAUCAUUUGUGAAGUUGCCAUACAUAAGCAAUAACGAACUAUAAAAUAUUUUAUUUCAUUAUUUGUGUAAAGUUAAUGAAUGGUUUUCAUGUUUUAGCACAAUUAUGUAUGUCUGGAAAACGUUAUUACUUUGUUUCCAUAUUUAUUACAACUGCCAAAGUUAUCUUUAGAUAUUUUUGCAUUAUUUUAGGGUUUUUUUUUUAGACAAAUUAUUUAGAAUAUUAUGAAAACAUCUUAUUUUUAAUUUAUAAAAUUUUGUGUUAUUUCAUUUGGGCUCCAUUAAACCUAAUAUAAUGUACGUCCAAUAAAGUUCCUUCGAAUAAGUUUUAUGUAGAUAGAAAAGUUACAUCUAAUAAUAAUACAUUUUAAAGGCUUCCUUUAUAAAAUCCUGCGUAUUUUAACCCCCUUACUAAUAAACGCUGUAUAAGCUUCGA